Scophthalmus maximus (turbot) is the source of this 2901-nucleotide messenger RNA. RefSeq names its product inositol polyphosphate-1-phosphatase (gene inpp1). Bases 222 to 1346 code for a protein of 374 amino acids. The record is from RefSeq and is a predicted model, not a curated record. The transcript has 6 exons. Gene Ontology annotation, molecular function: inositol-1,4-bisphosphate 1-phosphatase activity. Gene Ontology annotation, biological process: phosphatidylinositol phosphate biosynthetic process. Lineage: Eukaryota; Metazoa; Chordata; Actinopteri; Pleuronectiformes; Scophthalmidae.
GAACGGGCAGUGACGUGACAUGACGUGACGUGCAGAAACCAGAGCACACGGACCCCCGGUGUUCACGAAGAUCUCUGAGCUCACUGUGCAACUGGAAACACACACCCUGUCAGAGUCCGGUCGCACGGAACCCUCCGCGGUGCGGCGACGUUAGAGGAUCCGGUGAAAGACACAGCUACGAGAGAGAGGCACGGACGAGAGGGAGGUAAGCAGUGUGAGGCAUGGCUGAUCUGCUGAGGCUGCUGCUGCGGGUGGCUGAGAAAGCCGCUAACGUGGCUCGGGUCUGCAGGCAGGAGGCUCCCCUGUUUCAGCUCCUCGUGCAAGAGAAGACAGGAGAUGACAAGAACAAGAAGUUCGUCCAGGACUUCAAGACGCUCGCCGACGUGGUGAUCCAGGAGAUGAUCCGACAUGAUGUCGGCGCUCAGUUCCCUGAAAUGGCUGGCUUCAUUCAUGGAGAGGAGUCCAACAAGUUUGAGAAUGGGCUUGGAGAGAGCGUGACUGUCACAGUGUGCGGAACAGAGGAGGAGACCGCGGCACUGCUCGCCAGGGUGCUGGACGGUGACCGCACAGCGCCGUCUCUACUGGCUCGAGCCAUCCACCAAAAUACUGCAACCACUGAUGCCAGCACUGACGGUCUGACGGUGCCGCUCAGCCCCUCUGAGCUCGGUAUCUGGAUUGACCCCAUAGAUGCCACCAGUCAGUACAUCGAGGGCCGGGAGGAGGUGCUGCAGGAGGGUCACCUGUCUCCCUCAGGUCUGCACUGUGCUUUGGUUCUGAUCGGGGUCUACCGCCGGAGCACAGGCGAGCCCGUCAUGGGCGUCAUCAAUCAGCCGUUCAACUACAAAGAUCCCGUAGAUGGAGGCUGGAGGGGGAAGCACUUCUGGGGCGUGUCCUGCGGCAACCUAAACAUCUGCUCACUGUCCCGGCCCAAAGGUGGAUCUGAAAAGGACGGAGUUCUCUCGGUCGUGCUGAGCUCCAAUGAGAAGCAGGUGGUAAAGGAAUCCCUGACCUCACUGUGCGGCCCCGAGAAGCUCAUGUACGCCUCUGGAGCCGGCUACAAGAUCCUGUGUGUCAUUCAGGGCCUUGCUGACGUCUACGUCCUCUCGGAGGGCAGCACCUUCAAGUGGGACUCCUGUGCUCCACACGCCCUGCUCCGAGCCCUCGGAGGGGGAGUGGUGGACCUGACGAAGAGUCUGCAGUCCGGCUCUCCGACAGAACUGACCUAUCACCAGCCGUACACUGAGUGUAGAGGAGCUGACCGCUGGGCUAACCACGGGGGCCUAGUGGCUUAUCGAGACUGUUCGCAGCUCCGCAGCAUCGUCGGAGCUCUGAAAGGCAAGUUGUAGUUGGAAUAACAGUGGAUGUAAUCAUCAUACGCUGAAGCAGUUACUGCUGCAUAUAUGAUCAUAUACAAAAAAAAAAUCUAUGGUAGAGAAAAAGUUAUCUGUGAAGGAUGAAAUAUUUUAAUUAUAAUCAAUACUAUUGUUUUUAACCAGAUAAAUAUAUAAAUAUAUAUAUAUGCAAGUGUAUAUUUUACAAGGUAAACUUCAGGUCCGGGCCAAAUGAUAUUUGCAAAUAUUGUUUAAUUUUUACUCAAUCAGAGGGGGGAGGACGGUUUAGUAGAAGAAAAGCCUGAAUGAAUCCAAUUCAUAUGGGAACAGUAAAAAAAAACUAGAAAAAUAAGGGUGAAAUGUUCAGCAUAUCUUUGUUUUUGUUUUUAUCUAUGUUUUUCUUUUCAUUUCAUUCUCAUAGCUAUGCGGGGAGGAAAAAUGUAUUUCAUGUUUCAAUAUUGUCAUUUGAUAAAAAUCACAGAAUCUACACUUCGUGAAGUUGGUGUCAAAGGUAUUUUUCAAUGUCCUAACAGGAAACUGACAGACAGAUGGUUUGGGAACCACUGAUUCACGUCUAAUCCCGACUGGUGUAACACGUCGGGUUUAGACAACAGAGAGCAAAACCUUUGGACAAUCUAGUUCAUCAGUCCGUUUCACUCCCAUGAGUGACAAGUUAUCAAUCAGUCACAGGAUGGUGGUGAUCACUCUGGUUACUUCCUCCAAGCUGCUACUACAAACUGAACAUUCUUUGUGAAUUCUGUAAAGCUCAGACCUGGCAAGCUUUUAUUAAACAUCUAAGCUUUGUCGCACAACGAGAAGUUGUCAGGGUUGCGAUGAAACUGAGGCACACUUCACUGCCAGAGGAAAGGUAAUGUGGCAUCACAAGACUGCGUCUCACUGGUCUGCUUGAUUUUCUUGGAUUUAAAGGAGUUUAAAUUGCACUUGUGAAAAGUGAUAUUGCAUUUUUUUCACCCUAAUCUGUAAAAGGCUAUAAUUAGUCAAGCGACUCAAAUCAAGCAUUGUGCAGGAAUCUGCACCUCUCAGAAACCAAGCCUUGUAAGGAGUAGAGGAAUACACGUGCCCUGCCCUCUCUCCACGGCCGUAGCACCAGUAGUCAUAAGGUCAGAGAAUGGAAAAGCCAUAUGAGGUAAAGCGGUGACACAGAGCUUUUUCUUCUUCACUUUCUGUGAGUUUACUGUAAUAUGAAAUAUGAGGCCACUUUGAAGGACGGGACGUCUGCAGGCCGACGGGCGGCUCUGAGGUUUAUGUACACGUGUAACCUCACUUUGACAGUCACUGUACAUGUUUAAAUGUUUUCCAACUUAAAUAUGUGAUGUUAAGUAACUUGAGGACAGAACAAACCCUGUGCAUAUUGGAAAUCAUCUUUAUUUUGUAAACCAGAGAAAGCGGGGAAACGAAACCCAAAAGCGAUAUUUUAAAACCGUUUGCCAGCCAGGGAACUCACCACAUAAUUCCCUUCUAAAAACCCUGAUGAUUGUCAGAUAUUUUUUGCAAUACUUCUGCAUAUUCUGAUAAAAACUUGAAAAUAAAAAAGAGAGAAAAAAACUGA